Molecule: messenger RNA, 3282 nt
Organism: Rattus norvegicus (Norway rat)
Lineage: Eukaryota; Metazoa; Chordata; Mammalia; Rodentia; Muridae
Gene: RT1-M1-2
Product: RT1 class I, locus M1, gene 2
Cellular component (GO): lumenal side of endoplasmic reticulum membrane; membrane; phagocytic vesicle membrane
Source: RefSeq, a predicted model, not a curated record
CAGAUAAAAAUAAGAGAGAUAGCCAGAGGGCCAGCAGAAUGAAUGGAAAUGUGCAGCAUGGUGGGGUAUGGGGUGGGCAGGCCAUCUCAACAGCAUGCCAGAGACCUGGAGUGGAGGAGUUGCUCUCAGGAGUGACCGUAGUUGAGAUUUACAGCAAUAUGAAGCAUGAAGUGGCCACCUUCUGUAGGCAGGAAGGAACUCUAAUAUGGGGAUAAGAACACUAACCCACCCACAAAACUUUCAACCUAAAAUUUAUCCAUAAGAAAUGCAUGGAUGUGGAUGGAGCAGAGACAGGGGAAAAGGCCAAGUAAUAACUAACUCAACUUGAGAUUCAUUCCAUAGUCAAGCACCAAACCCUGACACUGUUCAUAAUACACUGUUAGGCUUGCAGACAGGAGCCUAGAAUAACUGUCCUCUGUGAGGCUCCACCCAGAAGCUGACUGAAACAGAUGCAGAGACCCACAGCCAAACAACGGAUGGGGCUUUAGGACUGUUAUAGAAGAGUUGGGGAAAAAACGGGGGGCCCUAAAGGGAAUAGGAACUCCACAGGAAGACCGGCAUCAAAUAACCUGGACCCUUGGGGGAUGGCAGGGAUUGAACCAAACAGCACAUAUGAGCUGGACCUAGUCCCUGCACAUAUGUAGCAGAUGUGUGUCUUGGUUCUCAUGCGGAUGCCCCAACAACUGGAGCAGAGGUUAACCCUAAAGCUGUUGCCUGUCUGUUGAGUAUGUUCCCCUAGCUCAGCUGCCUCGUCUGGCCUCAGUGAGAGAAGAUGCACUUAGCCUUGCAGAGAUGUGAUGUGCCAGGGUGGGGUUAUGCCAACAAGAGACUCCACCAUCUCAGAGAAGAGAAGGGGCGUAGAGGAGGGACUGUGUGAGGAGGACCAAGGCAGACUACAAUCAGGAUGUGAACUGAACAAAAAAAGAUGCUGUAGAAACCCAAAGAAAUUCUAAUGGGAACUAUGAGAAUAAAAACAGCAGAAAUUAUUUUCACCUUAACAUUUUAUUUUGGAAAACAGUUGUUACUUUUUAUAAAAAUUCUGUGCAUAUGCACUUUAAUAAUAUGUUCAACGAAGCAAAUGGCUCAAAUGGGUUUUUAAUGUGGUGAACAUUGAUCGACGUAAUCCACACAAUCAUGAUUUGCUUUGAGGUCCGACGUCUUUUCGAGCCUGUGCAGACACCCUGACUUCUCAAUUGUUGAGACUUGUUGACUCGAUGGCCUUUUAGAUUGACACGGGGACAUUGUGACCAUAACCAGGAGGACAAGCAUCAGUGUAAGCAACAUGUCUUAUUACACACUGCUCCUGCAGGCCUCAGAGCUAGAUCUGAACUGUGGAGGCAGGGCCCAAGAGACUUCUCCUCCAGGACUUAAUCUUUCCAUGCCCCAAACCAAACACCCUUUAUCACUACCAUUGGGAAUUUUUUAGAGAAGCCAAAUAGCAUCCUCCAUAUCAAGAUCAUAAAGUGAACAUAUACUAGCAGAGGCUCAGUCUGCGCUCAGCAGCCAGAUGAAGGUCCUUUUAGUUCUGGCUGUCCUGCUGCUUAUGGUCACCCUUGUCAUCACCAAGAAUCCAAAAGGUUCACACUCUCUGAGAUAUUUACAAACACUCCUGUCAUGGCCUGGCCUUGCGGAGCCCCAGUUCAUCUUUGUUGGCUAUGUGGGCAAUACACAGUUCAUAGGAUUCAACAGCAGAUCACAGAGUCAGUGGUCGUUGCACAGAGCACCGUGGAAAGAUCAACAGACUCCAGAGUAUUGGGAGAAGACAAUACAGGAAGUCCUGAGUGAAAAACGGAACUUGAAAGAAGUAAUGGAGAAAAUGCUUCACAUCUACCCUAACAGCACGACUGGUAAUCACACAAUCCAGAUGAGGUAUGGCUGUGACGUGCUGCCUGGAGGUUACUUCAGUCAUGGAAUCCUAGAAUUGAAUUUUGAUAGCCAGGAUUACAUCAUACUGAAUGAUGAACUGCACAACUGGAUAAUAGAUGGCAAGGCAGCUGAGAUGCUCAAGCAGGAGUGGGAGGACACGCAUUAUGCACAAAUUGUGAAGAAUUACCUGAAGGGAUCAUGUGUGGAUGAACUCCUUACAGAGCUGGACCUUGGGAAAGAUUAUUUGCUGAGAACAGACACCCCCAGAACACACGUGAUCCACAAAGUCAGACCUGACAGAAAAAUCAUCCUGAGGUGCUGGGCCCUGAACUUCUACCCUGCUGAAAUCACUAUAACCUGGCAGAGAGAUGGGAGGAACCAGACUCAGGAUGUGGAAGUGAUAGAGACGAGGCCUGCAGGGGAUGGAACCUUCCAGAAGUGGGCAGCUGUGGUGGUGCCUUCUGGGGAAGAGCAGAAAUACACAUGCCGUGUGGAGCAUGAGGGGCUGCCAGAGCCCAUCACCCUGAGAUGGGAGUCUCCUCAGUCCACCAUCCCCGUCAUGGCUAUUGUUCUUUGUCUGGUUCUUGGAGCUCUGCUUACAGGAGCAGUGGUGACUUCUCUGAUAUGGAAGAGGAAGAUUAAAGGUAAAGACAGGGCAGGGUCUUAGUUUGUGUCUUCAUGGGAAGAUCAGGACAAGCUGUGAGUGUGCCCUGUCACAUGACAGCAGGUUUCAGCCUGGGGAUGGUGUGGUGAUAUCAACUGCAUUGUGAAGCAUAAAGAAAACAACGGACAGAUCCAUAAGUGCAGUGAUGGAGGAGACACAGACCUGUGUCUCAGCUCUCAGAGGUCAGAGGGAAUUCUCCUAUUUAGAAUAGGUACCCAGGAUUCCAGUUAGCUGGUUUCCUGUACAUUCUUCUAUCACGUUUCCUCAGCUUUCUCUGAACUUGCAGUCACAGUUAUGGAAAUUAUCUGAGAUGAGGGCAAGGAGAUUCUUCUAGGCCCUCUGGACCCUACUGCCUCCAUGAACUCUAAUAAAAGUGUUUUUCCUCCAGGAGUUAAAGAGAAACCCCCUAGGUUCAACCUUGCCAGUAAUAAUGCUGGUGGCUCAUUCCCGAGGAACUUAUAGUAAUAUAGAAAGGAACCCAUGAGGGAAUCUGAGCCGGCCCACAAUGCCUCAUUUACGUCUAUCUUCAAAGGCUUUGACCUAGUCUUAAUUUGCUUUCCACUAGGAGGCAAAAUCCCUAUGAUGUCCAUCCUUCAGUUACAGCAUUAAAAAAUAACACGUUAAGGUACCUAACAAGGAGAGAAUCAAAGGAUAGACCCCUGGGGGAUUGGAAGUCUGGGAAUUGGGACAGUUUGAAUGUGUCAUGGACUGACUGUUCAGUAUGUCACCAGCUAAAGACACUGAUCAGAACU